Messenger RNA from Nematolebias whitei (Rio pearlfish), 811 nucleotides. RefSeq names its product dispatched homolog 1 (Drosophila) (gene disp1). The transcript has 2 exons. Bases 246 to 785 code for a protein of 179 amino acids. The record is from RefSeq and is a predicted model, not a curated record. Lineage: Eukaryota; Metazoa; Chordata; Actinopteri; Cyprinodontiformes; Rivulidae.
GAGGGAGAGCCUCUCCGAGUGGGGCUGUUUGUUGCGGAUAUAUCUGAAAGUAGCCGAAGCGACGGCUGCUGCUGCGGAGCUCCACCGACUGGACAGAAGCAGCUCCGAGCACCGGGAGACACGAGAACUCGACGGCAGGACUCCCAACACAGGGCUCGCAGGAUUUAUUCGCUUUAAUUACAGGACUGAGGCAGGAAGUCGGAGCUGUGACACUUAGUCAGCACAAGGCCCACAGCGAUAGGACGAUGGCCCUCAGUGAUGCCGAUGGAGACCCUCCAUCACUCAGCAAUGGAGGCCCCCAUCCUCUGAGCACAAACAGAACCCCCCCGUCCUGCAGUAGCCAGGACCCUCCAUCAGCUGAUGAGUCUGGAGUUCAGCCGCCGCACGUCGAGAGGCCAAGUCAGAACGGCAGCGUCCUCCAACAGAAUGGUUCCCUGAGGAAUCUGCCCCCACCAUCAGCAGCUUCGCCCUCCCCCGCUGUCAAAGACCCCCAGAGUCCAGCCAGACACCCCCUUCCCUCCACCCUGCCCCCACCUUCUUCAUUCUGUUGCCCCCACUGCCAUCUCCGCUCCACCCUGUGCUGCCCCUGCGGUCAACAGGAGUGCCCUCUCUUCCAGAGCCUGACCUCUGACCCCCACCAGGGCACCGUUGCAUCCUGCCCGCCCUGCCUCUCCACCUGCACAUACUCACACCCUCAUCACCCGUCCUCCCCCGCCUCCCUUCAUCACCACCAGCGCUUGCAGGAGCAUCUGCAGAGUCCGAUCCAGGUCGCUGGGAUCAGGUAGGAGGACAAAAGUUUGUUUCCUUCAGG